ACCGGCCCGGCGAAGGGAGCCGCUGCCGCCGCUCCAGCCUCAACCGCCGAGAUGCUAACCCUCCGCAUUCGCUUCCGCAGCACUUCCAGGUGUGCUUCGACGGUGCAGAUGGGCAGGAGUCUGCCUGGCACAACUGCAUGGUCCUCACACCGUCAUUCACGCCAGUGAGCUGGAGGAGCUGAUGCGCUUUUACCAGGAUUGGAGCAACUUCAAGGAGCUGAUCUCCCAGUGGAGGCAGCCCUGGACCUGGAACAGGCCCACAUGGGCAUGUUCCCAGAGCUGGCCAUCCUCUACUUCAGGGUAAAGCUGCAGAAGAUGCUGGAGCACCUGGAGUUCUUCUGGUCCCGUGUCAAUAUCCCAAAGGUGCUGAGAGCCACAGGACAAGCCCAUCUCUGGGAGGAACUGGUGUUCUUCUAUGACAGGUAUGAGGACUAUGACAAUGCCAUCCUCAUGGUGAUCAGUCACCCCAGAUGCCUGGAGAGAUGGGCAGUUCAAGGACACCAUUGCUAAGCAACUCUGACAACAUCGCGCUGGCCCAGCGGCUAGAGAAGCACCAACUGAUCCAGUUCAGGCGCAUCGCCGUGUAUCUAUACAAGGGCAAGAACCAAUGGACCAGAGCUCUGCUAAAGACCGCUUCUUCAGGGAUGCCAUGCAGCACACUCCGGAGUUCAGGGAUGGCAAGCCAGCGGAGAGGUGGCUGUCGUGGCAAGUGGGAGUGCUUUGCGGCCUCACUCUUCAUUCACCUGCCAGGACCGGCUUCCCCUAAUGUGAUGCUGGAGCUGGCCUGGAGGCCCAGCCUGGUGGACCUGGCCAUGCCCUGCUUCACCCGGGUGAUGAGGGAGUACCUUAGCAAAAUAUUGAUGGGCAUGAAUGAGACCCAGCCAGUUGAGCAAAGCCAGCAGCUGGCUUGGACAACAGGCCCUGCUGCUGGACCAGCCCCUGCGGGCUUUCCCUGUGGAGGGCAGACGCUCUGCCUUUGUCCGGCCUCCUGUGUACUACUACUUCAGCAUGUAACAAGCCCUCAGUGGCAACACUCCCUCUGCAGAGUUAUUAACCUCUCCGAGGAGCACAGAGGACCCGGAUGAAAGGCGGAGACACCUGGGUGUUAUUUUUUUUCUUUUGCUGAGGCCCAGUGAUGGCAGCCACUAGGCCAUUCCAGAACGCCUGACUCCCUAAGAAGACCAACUCCAGACACCAGGCAGGGAGAUCAGUUCAAGCCUCCAGAUCCUCCGGCAGCUGGACAUCCUGGGGAGUUCUUGAUUGCAUUGACUCCCUGCGCUUGGGGGAGGGGUGCCUUCUCUCUACUCAGCACUGCUGGAGCUGCCCCCUCCUGGUUUUGAGCCUGCUGCCUAUCAUGAAUAUUAAAGUCGGUUUAUCAAGGCAAA
Messenger RNA from Artibeus jamaicensis (Jamaican fruit-eating bat), 1385 nucleotides. RefSeq names its product clathrin heavy chain like 1 (gene CLTCL1). The transcript has 8 exons. The coding region runs from base 471 to 1085 and encodes 204 amino acids. Gene Ontology annotation, molecular function: protein binding. Lineage: Eukaryota; Metazoa; Chordata; Mammalia; Chiroptera; Phyllostomidae. The record is from RefSeq and is a predicted model, not a curated record.